AUGUACCGGGACUGGUUAUAUAACCGGAGAGCUGAAAAGACCAUCAAAAAACAAAGCAAGUUCGGUAAGAAAUGGACUGCCCGGUUGGUGAUAGAACACCAGUGCAAGAAGGAGAUCCUUGAAAAGACUGGAGCAAGGCCAGGAGGGAAGGAAAUGAUUAAAAACUACCAGGGUGCGGUCAAUGCAAUUAUGGGCGGUUUAUCUGAAGAGCAGCUGGAGGAAGCAAAUAAGACGGCGAUAGAAUGGUCUAGCAAGGCUCCUCCUACAGAUGUCCAAGUUGAGUUCGCUCAGAAGAACACUCCUGGUAUGAUGAAGGAUCUUGCAACUCAGUUAUGGAGGCAGGCUGGUAUGAGGAUAUUCAUAUUGUCGGCAUGGAAAACUGAGGAAGGCGAAGUGAGGAUCAAUGGGUGA
Messenger RNA from Suillus discolor, 411 nucleotides. RefSeq lists its product as uncharacterized. The record is from RefSeq and is a predicted model, not a curated record. The transcript has a single exon. Lineage: Eukaryota; Fungi; Basidiomycota; Agaricomycetes; Boletales; Suillaceae. The coding region runs from base 1 to 411 and encodes 136 amino acids.